Trametes versicolor FP-101664 SS1 is the source of this 1680-nucleotide messenger RNA. RefSeq lists its product as uncharacterized. NCBI's taxonomy places the organism in Eukaryota, Fungi, Basidiomycota, Agaricomycetes, Polyporales, Polyporaceae. The annotation marks the transcript as partial. The record is from RefSeq and is a predicted model, not a curated record. The transcript is spliced from 3 exons.
CCCAUCUUGAAGCUCUUCCCCAACUCGUCGCCUUCCAAUAUGAGCCCGCAGAGUCCGCUGAAGCCGUGAUCAUCGGUGCUAGUGGCGUUGUGCGUUACAGCGCGUUAUGCGAUGGGUGUCGAAUACGUGGACUCGGACUGCAGACGGUGUGUCAUCUUUUUCCGAGUUGUUCGCGGCGCAUUCAUCCUACGACGGUCAUCCGGGAGCUCGGGCAUAUCCUAUGAGAACUUGCUCUCAAUACAUUGAAGAAGCUCAUCUCUAGUUCAAGUAGUCGGCGUCAUGCCCCUCCCUCCCAAGGUCCGUGAUUAACACAAGUUGCCUGCGUACACCAAGUCGCAGCGCCGACCUUGGCUGCGGCUAAGAUGUCUAGCGUGCAUAUCACAACAAAGAGUUCAUUUGGUACUGACCAGUAUAUAAGCCUACGUUCACUCGUGAUUCCAUCUCUCUUCCUCACGGUACACACGAGCCACUCGGAGUCUUCCGACAACUAUAGACAUGAAUAAGCCACUUCUCAACGACGAUGUGUUGCUUCAUAUCAUUAGCUUCUGCGACACCAUGGACCGCCAGACAGUCUGUACGCUCAUACGGACGAGCCGCCUAUUCCACCACGCGGGCGCGCGGUACCUCCUCGUGGACGGAGUUUCCCUCUGCAACGAGCAAGUCGAAUCCUUUAUUCAAUUCAUGAUCGCGGACGGCGACCACCGGUUUCCCCUCCUGCGCACACUCACCCUCUCCGCCACGACGCUGCCGCUAUUCACGGGGUAUAUCCUCGCACAGCUCUUUCAUCGGCUCGCCAGAAAGGGCGCCCUCUGCUCUCUCAAGUUGGAUGACGCCGAAAGCCUUCUGCGCUCCCACCCCGAGCUCCCGUAUGCGAUCGCCGAGCUUCCAAAGCUGAAGUCGCUCUGCAUGUACCAGAGUGGGCGGCACGGGGGGACGUUGAUGAAGCUCCUGCGGUCUGAGCUUGUGUACGCCAAUCUGGGAACGCCAUACCAGGUUUUCAUGGGACGCGACGAUGACGGCCAGAUUGAAGACCGCGAGGACGCCGACGCGGCAGUCGUUGACAACGAUGGACCUAGCCAGGGGGAUGACGACCUGAUCACCGCGCUGCACCAGUCGUGCCAGUCGCUCAGGGAGUUGCGUAUGACGUUCGCCAGCGACUACAGCCAGGCGCAGACGCUCGUCUUCCCCAACCUGACCUCGCUCACCCUCCACGCGGGCCUUCUCGACGCGCCGGUCACGGGCUACUUCUCAUGCAUGUUCCCCAACCUCAAGGAGUUCGAGGUAUACACCUUCAACCCGGAUCACAAACCGUUCGGUAUCUUAGACUUCGCUGACCGUCGGGACGACAACAUGGACAACCAGGCGGAGUGUAAGAGGUGGCGCACGCUGCGCUACUAUGACGGGACGCUCGAGGCACUCUUCAGCCUCGGGAUUGAGUGCCGCAUCGACUGGGUGAAGCUCAAGUCUGAGGAUAGCGCGCUCGACCCCUUCAUGCUUUCGGAGGCGUUGCAAGAAGCUCGACCGGUCCAUCUGUGCUUGGAGUUCUGGGGUGUUUCUUCGUUUCUAGACGAGGAGUUCCUGGAGAUCUUCGAGGAAGAGGGCGUCGAGAGGCUUGAAACGUUGGAGAUCAGUGUAUAUGCCGCCGACGGCGAGGAACACCUUGAUGCGAUGGGGAUACUU